AUGAGUCAACAAGGUUAUGUUGCGGCUCCUCCAUAUUCCCAGUCCCAGCCAGGAAUAGGAGGUUUUGGACCACCUAGUUCUUCACUUCAUUAUGGGCAUUAUGGGGACCCUAACUCCUCAUACUCAGCACCUCAACCAGGUGUGUCAAAAUCAACUGUGCCUUUUGGAUCUUCGGCUCCUGUUGGGCCUCCACCAGCUGGUACCCAGUUCAGCCAGACCAGUUUCCAAAAUGGGCCUGGUGCACCAGGGCAGCAGCCACACAGGUUUCAAGGUCCUCCACCUCCAAGCAACACAGGACCUUCCUAUCCUCCCUACAGUCACCAGUCACAACCAGCCUUCCCAAAUACUGCAUCCACUUCAUCUACAGCCCAGCUUGCUGACCAGCUCAGCAGCAUGCAGAUAAAUAACUAUGGUCCUGGCACUAUUCCGAGCCCUCACGUGUCUCCUGGGCAUCCAGCAUCUCUGCAGGGACCACGGCUACCACCACCAACCCAGCAGCAAAUCUCUUUGCCACCUGGAUCACAGCUUCCUCCUCCACCAGCUAGUAAUGUUAAUGGCCUUGGUGCUCAGCCAUCACUGCCUCCUAUGGCCAGACCAGGUGGAAUCCCUGGCCCUGUCUCUCCAAAUCCUAACUUGCAACAGCUUCCAGGACAGCCUCCAGGGCCUGGAUAUCAUCCUCAGCAAGCAAACUAUGGUCCUCCGAUGGCAGGAUCUCAGCUGUCUUACCCUGGUGCUUUUCCUGGGGGUCCAGCACAGCUCUCAGGUGCUUUUCCUGGGGGUCCAGCACAGCUCUCAGGUCCACCACAGAAGAAGCUUGAUCCUGACUCUAUUCCAAGCCCGAUUCAAGUAAUUGAAAAUGAUAAGGCUGCGAGGGGAGGGCAGAUCUAUGCUACAAACACAAGAGGACAGGUUCCUCCUCUCGUCACCACGGACUGCGUAAUCCAGGACCAAGGCCACGCCAGCCCGCGUUACAUCCGCUGUACUACCUACUGCUUCCCCUGCUCCCCAGCCACUUCGGAUAUGGCCAGACAGGCUCGCAUUCCCCUGGCUGCUGUCGUCCAGCCUUUUGCUACUGUGCCACCAAAUGAGACACCUCUUUACCUUGUAAACCAUGGGGAGACUGGACCGAUCCGAUGCAACCGGUGCAAAGCUUACAUGUGUCCCUUCAUGCAGUUUAUUGAAGGUGGAAGAAGAUACCAGUGUGGAUUUUGCAGCUGUAUAAAUGAUGUCCCUCAGUUCUUCUUUCAACAUCUGGACCACAUGGGCCGACGGAUGGACCAGUACGAAAGGCCUGAGCUGUCUCUGGGAUCUUAUGAAUAUGUUGCUACUUUGGACUAUUGCCGAAACAAGAAGCCUCCAAAUCCACCAGCUUAUAUCUUCAUGAUUGAUGUAUCAUACCGAAACAUAAAGAGUGGCUUAGUUAAACUCAUAUGUGAUGAACUGAAGACUCUGCUAGAUAAACUUCCAAGGGAAGAGCAAGAAGAAUCCUCAGCAAUUCGAGUUGGUUUUGUCACUUAUAACAAGGUCCUCCACUUCUUUAAUGUCAAAAGCAGCUUAGCUCAGCCUCAAAUGAUGGUGGUCACGGAUGUUGCAGAAGUUUUUGUCCCUUUGCUGGAUGGUUUCCUUGUUGACUUCGAGGAAUCACGAUCAGUUGUUACCAACUUGUUGGACCAGAUUCCAGAGCUGUUUGCAGACACUAACGAGAGUGAGACCAUCUUUGCUCCUGUUAUCCAGGCUGGCAUGGAGGCACUAAAGGCUGCAGAAUGUGCUGGGAAAUUGUUUAUCUUUCAUUCUUCAUUGCCAACUGCGGAAGCCCCAGGGAAGCUGAGAAACAGAGAUGACAAAAAACUACUUGGUACAGAUAAAGAAAAGACACUUUUCCAGCCCCAGGGAAAUUGUUACGAGGCCUUAGCCAGGGAUUGUGUGGCCAAUGGCUGCUGUGUGAACUUGUUCCUCUUCCCAAAUCAGUAUGUGGACGUAGCCUCCAUGGGCCUUGUCACGAUGUACACUGGAGGAACACUGUACAAGUACAACAAUUUCCAGCUCGACGCCGAUCGCUCGCAGUUCCUCCGCGACCUCAGGAAGGAUGUCGAGAAAAGGACAGGGUUUGAUGCCACCAUGAGGGUUCGGACGAGUACAGGCUUCAGGGCUACAGACUUCUUUGGUGCCAUGUACAUGAAUAACACGACAGAUGUAGAAAUGGCAGCGAUUGACUGUGACAAGGCAGUGACAGUAGAGUUCAAACAUGAUGACAAACUGAAUGAAGACACUGGAGCCUUAAUUCAGUGUGCUGUCCUCUACACGUCGAUAAGUGGGCAGAGACGAGUUCGCAUACACAACAUAGGUUUAAACUGCAGCUCCCAGUUAGCUGAUGUCUACAGGACUUGUGAGACUGAUGCACUUAUCAACUUCUUUGCUAAGUCAGCUUUUAAAGCCAUUCUGAGCCAGCCCCUGAAGGCAGUCAGGGACAUCCUGAUGAGUCAGACAGCUCACAUGUUGGCCUGCUACAAGAAGAACUGUGCCAGCCCAGCGACUGUCAGCCAGCUGAUCCUGCCGGACACGAUGAAGGUGCUGCCUGUGUACAUGAACUGCCUGCUGAAGAGCUGUGUGCUGCUGGGCCGGCCCGAAACCCCCACGGACGACAGAGUCUACCAGCGCCAGCUCGUCAUGGCCAUGGGGGUGGCUGACACACAGCUCUUCUUCUACCCCCUGCUGCUGCCACUGCACAGCCUGGAUCUGAAGAGUGACGCUGUCCCCGCCGCCAUCCGCUGCGCCGAGGAGCGUCUGUCGGAGGCAGGGGCCUUCCUGCUGGCCAACGGGCUGCACAUGUUCCUGUGGCUGGGAGCCAGCGUGUCCCCAGAGCUCAUCCAAGGGCUCUUCAACGUGCCUUCCUUCGCACACAUCAGAGCCGAGGCCACAUCCCUGCCUGACCUGGACAAUCCGUUUUCUAAGAAACUGAAGCGUAUCUUGGAGCAAAUCCAGAGCCAAAAGCCCCACACUAUGAAGCUGAUGAUAGUGAAACAACAGGAACAGCCAGAGAUGAUUUUCCGACAGUUCCUAGUAGAAGACAAGAGUGUUUAUGGAGGAGCUUCUUAUGUAGAUUUCCUGUUCUGCAUUCACAAAGAGAUCAGCCAGCUGCUCAGUUAA
Acanthisitta chloris (rifleman) is the source of this 3147-nucleotide messenger RNA. It is a transcript of the gene SEC24D, whose product is annotated as SEC24 family member D. NCBI's taxonomy places the organism in Eukaryota, Metazoa, Chordata, Aves, Passeriformes, Acanthisittidae. Gene Ontology annotation, molecular function: SNARE binding; zinc ion binding. Gene Ontology annotation, cellular component: endoplasmic reticulum exit site; COPII vesicle coat. Gene Ontology annotation, biological process: endoplasmic reticulum to Golgi vesicle-mediated transport; COPII-coated vesicle cargo loading; intracellular protein transport. The transcript is spliced from 22 exons. The record is from RefSeq and is a predicted model, not a curated record. The coding region runs from base 1 to 3147 and encodes 1048 amino acids.